UCCUCUUUUCUUCCUUCACCAUGGACGCCUUGACAGCAGCGGCUUGCUAACGUUAGCAAAUAUCCCCGCUUUGACAUGGCGCGAUGGCAACAACAACAGAAAGCAGCUUAAAUGUCAACGUUGUCGUUUAUUAAAAGCUGUCCGUCACUAUGUCCUGCUCCGGAAACCUGGUUUGGGAUGUAAAUAAACGCCUCAUUGGAUACAGCGAGCCCAACAGCAUCAGGACGAACUAUUUAGGUAGAAGAGAGUUCGUUCAGAGGCUUAAACUCGAAGCAACGCUGAACAUACACGAUGGCUGUGUCAACACAAUAUCGUGGAACGACACAGGUGAAUACAUCCUGUCAGGGUCAGAUGACACCUUCCUGUCCAUCACCAACCCGUACAACAAAAAGGUCAAAAAGUCAAUACGGUCCGGUCACCGCGCCAACAUCUUCAGCGCAAAGUUCAUGCCCCACACCAACGACCAGGAGAUCAUCUCCUGCUCCGGGGACGGAAUCAUCUACUACACCCACACGGAGAAGAGCGCCGAGUUCAACCGACAGUGUCAGUUCACCUGCCAUUACGGCACUGCCUAUGAGAUUAUGACGGUACCAAAUGACCCCUACACUUUCCUGUCAUGCGGGGAGGACGGCACGGUGCGAUGGUUCGACCUCCGCACAAAAACCAGCUGCACUAAAGAAGACUGCAAAGAUGACAUCCUGAUAAAUUGCCGGAGAGCAGCGACAUCCAUCUCCAUCUCUCCCCUGAUGCCCUACUACCUAGCAGUCGGCUGCUCCGACAGCUCCGUGCGCAUCUACGACCGACGAAUGCUCGGCACCAGGGCGACGGGUAACUACAUGGGCCGGGGCACGACAGGCAUGUGCGUGAGGUUCGUGCCCACCCACCUGUCCAACAAGUCAUGUCGCGUGACGUCUCUGUGCUACAGCGAGGACGGCCAGGAGGUGCUGGUCAGCUACUCAUCCGACUACAUCUACCUGUUUGAUCCCAAAGAUGACCAGGCCCGAGAGCUAAAGGGGCCCUCGGAGGAGAGGAGGGAGGAGCUGAGGCAGCCGCCAGUGAAGCGCCUUCGUCUACGAGGUGACUGGUCAGACACCGGACCCCGAGCUCGUCCCGAGAGUGAGAGGGAGAGAGACGGCGAGCAAAGUCCCAACGUCUCUCUGAUGCAGAGGAUGUCUGACAUGUUGUCACGCUGGUUCGAGGAAGCCAGCGAGGCUCAGAGCAGCAGAGGGACUCGCCCUCAGUCGCGACCCCGAGGAACAGCUCUUCGCCCCAAUAUUCCCGCUGCAGCUCCAGCUGCCUCUAGCGCCCCAGACAGACCCGCGGGAGCAGAGGCGGCGACACCUUCCCCUGCAUCUUCUUCCUCACCAGAGUCAUCCUCAGCCGCCGGGCUUCCUCCUGCUUCCGGUUCGUCGUCCGUCGAGAGUUCCACGCCACCCUCCUCUACAGAGGCCAGGCCGAGGAGGCAAGCCCCUACGACAGCGGCCACCUCCGAGACGACGCUUUCUGAGUACGGCCCUCAUCGGCUGCCCAUAAGUUUAGUAUGUAGGCGUUUGCAGAGGUUGCUUCGCCUGGCUGAUCCCCCUGGACAGGGGCGGCAAGCGGCCCUUUCUUCCUCUACUUCCUCCUCUGCCUCUGCGCCCCCAGAGGGACAGUCGCAAAGACUGGCUGCCACUGCUACUCCUGAGACGCAUCCCCAUACAGAUUCCCCUUCGUCUGUGGUAAACAAGCAGCUGGGAUCCAUGACUCUCGAUGAGCAGCAGGGUGGAGCGUCCGUGUCACAGCCCGAUGACGCUCUUCUGCCGCCCAUCUGCAGUCAUGCCUCCACCUCCGCUACCAGUCGACCCAGUGCGGCGGAACCGGUGCUCAGCCUGCACUACAGCUCUGAGGGAACCACCACCAGCACCAUCAAGCUGGACUUCACGGAUGAGUGGAGCAGCAGCACAUCCACCUCUCUGGGCAACGGAGGUCACAAAGUGUCUGACGCAGUGCAGAGUCGAGAGAGUCCAUCCACAGAGAGCUCUGUUGUGGUACAACCUCCCCGUGACCUCUCAGGGCCACAGACUGUGACAACCACGAGCACGGAUCCUGCAUGUGAUGCCUCCUGCUCCAGUGACCCCGUCCAGUCGUCCACCCCGUGCCCAGCGGAGGGCUCCUCCUCUAAAGUGGGCGUCACAGAGAGGAGUCCUUCUGACCCUCCGGAGGACACUUCUGGGGACUGCAGGAGACAGGAGCCCCGGGAAGGGGAGGCGAGGACGGAGGUCGGGGAGGGGCAGAGUCAACCGGCGCGGGGGAACCACGACUCUGACGACAGCGAUGACGACCCCAUCCUCAUCCCAUCAACACGUUUCCGAGGACAGGGCCAGAGAUUAAAUUCCAGAGGAUCUGCAGUUGGCGAUAGAAUGAUCAGACGCUCGGCCGCCGCCCGCAUCCAGGAGCUGUUCCGCAGGAGGAAAGAAAGAAGGGAGAUGGAGGAGAGCGAGACGCAGAACAUCAGGAGGCCCUCUGUUAAAAUGGUGUACAAGGGCCACCGCAACUCCCGCACAAUGAUUAAAGAGUCCUGCUUCUGGGGCAACAACUUUGUGAUGAGCGGAUCAGACUGCGGCCACAUCUUUAUCUGGGACAGGCACACGGCCGAGCACCUCAUGCUGCUGGAGGCCGACAACCACGUGGUCAACUGCCUGCAGCCGCACCCUUACGACCCCAUUCUGGCCUCCUCGGGGAUCGACUACGACAUCAAGAUCUGGUCGCCGCUGGAAGAGUCGGCGUCUUUCAACAGGGUGCUCGCUGAUGAGGUCAUCACCCGAAAUGAGCUGAUGCUGGAGGAGACGAGGAACACAAUCACAGUGCCCGCGUCCUUCAUGUUGCGAAUGCUGGCGUCCCUCAAUCACAUCCGAUCAGAUCGUCUCGAAGGCGACCGCUCCGAAGGUUCAGGCCAAGAAAACGAGGACGAGCAGUAAAGUAGAUCGAUAAAUCCUUCUUUUUUUUUUUAAAGAACACUUUUCUUUUUUUUUUUGCAGAACACUUCUUGAGAUUUGUACAAGUGUAGAAUACUUCCUUUUUGAUGUCAUUUAUAGCCCCGCCCCCCAAGCUGUUUUUUUUAAAGACUUUCUUACCGAUGUUCAUGUACAAAGGUGAACUCCAUGUUGGUAAAUGUGUGCGAGUGAACGCAAAAGUGUGUGUCUUAUACAUCAGCUAUGAGAGGUGAGUGGUGUGCAAGAUUGUUAAGUGCAAUAUUAUUAUUAUUAUUAUGUUAGGAGCGAGUUGGCGUAUACGAUUGACGAUUGUUUAAGUGUUGAAUUUCAAGCGAUGUAAACAAAAGGUACUUCAUACUUUUGGUGUCCGUGGGAAAAUA
Messenger RNA from Nerophis lumbriciformis (worm pipefish), 3352 nucleotides. The record is from RefSeq and is a predicted model, not a curated record. Lineage: Eukaryota; Metazoa; Chordata; Actinopteri; Syngnathiformes; Syngnathidae.